Scleropages formosus (Asian bonytongue) is the source of this 610-nucleotide messenger RNA. Its product is annotated as small nuclear ribonucleoprotein Sm D1. Gene Ontology annotation, molecular function: RNA binding. The record is from RefSeq and is a predicted model, not a curated record. Gene Ontology annotation, biological process: spliceosomal snRNP assembly; RNA processing. The transcript has 4 exons. The coding region runs from base 176 to 535 and encodes 119 amino acids. Lineage: Eukaryota; Metazoa; Chordata; Actinopteri; Osteoglossiformes; Osteoglossidae.
UCCUGUUACUUCUGGCUUCCGCUAGUCGCAUUUUCGCGUUUUUCUUUUGCUUCCUGUUGCAGAGUGAAACAAAUGGCGGGAUGCGGUAGAGUUUGUUUGCUUUACCUCGUGUAGCUGUUAUUCUUUCGUUGUUACUUUCGCGGAACUUUUCUCAUCUGAGCCUGUAGUUGCCACCAUGAAGCUCGUUCGGUUUUUGAUGAAACUGAGCCAUGAAACAGUGACCAUUGAACUGAAGAAUGGUACCCAGGUCCAUGGAACUAUCACAGGGGUGGACAUCAGCAUGAACACUCACCUCAAAGCUGUGAAGAUGACAUUGAAAAAUAGGGAACCCACACAGCUGGAAAGCCUCAGUAUUCGUGGCAACAACAUCCGGUAUUUCAUCUUGCCAGACAGCCUGCCAUUGGACACCCUUCUGGUGGACAUUGAGCCUAAGAUAAAGUCCAAAAAGAGAGAAGCUGUUGCCGGCCGUGGACGUGGCAGAGGUCGGGGUAGAGGUCGUGGAAGGGGCCGUGGAAGAGGAGGCCCUAGACGAUGAAUCUCUCUGUCGUCAGUGUGUUCUCUCAGAUGUUUUUUUUUUUUUUCCCCUGUCCCCUUUGGGGAAGUAUUUGGU